Molecule: messenger RNA, 1374 nt
Organism: Aspergillus wentii DTO 134E9
Lineage: Eukaryota; Fungi; Ascomycota; Eurotiomycetes; Eurotiales; Aspergillaceae
Product: YgfZ/GcvT domain-containing protein
Exons: 1
Coding region: 1-1374 (457 amino acids)
Cellular component (GO): mitochondrial matrix
Molecular function (GO): protein binding
Source: RefSeq, a predicted model, not a curated record
AUGAUGCGUCCUGGAAGAUCUACACAUUCGGUAUGCGCUCGCUGUUUGACGCGCAGUCGGCUCUUCUCGACCACUUCACAGCCACGCGGACAGCAACAGCAAAAUGCGAUUCCUCCUUCCCCACCGCGGGCCGGUUAUACUCGACUGACGAACCGGGGAUUGAUCACCAUUACAGGAGCAGACAGCACUACGUUCCUUCAAGGGCUGAUCACCCAGAAUAUGCUGGUCACGAAUGACCCGAAUCGAGCCGCUCGUCGAACCGGGUCCUAUACCGCUUUCCUCAAUUCCCAGGGCCGGAUAUUGAACGAUGCGUUUAUUUAUCCAUUUCCCAAGACCGACAGUGAGGCAGCCUCGCUUGACGACCCGGCCUGGAUUGUUGAGGUGGAUAAGAACGAGGUGCCAACUCUCAUGAAGCAUCUCAAGAAGCACAAACUCCGCGCCAAGCUGAAGUUGCGUGCUCUCGAGGACGGGGAGCGCACCGUCUGGUCUGCCUGGAAGGAUCAUACCGAGCCCCGAUGGGCGGCUUACAAUCUCGAGUCUGAUUCUUCAUCGCCAUUUUCGCCGGACUCGCCUGUUGCGGGGUGCGUUGAUACCCGUGCCCCAGGAUUUGGAUCCCGACUCGUCACCCCCGGGGCGGAAGACCUCCGGAUUCAUCUUCCUGAUGAAUCUCAGAUUGCAGGGUCCGAAGUCGACCUGGGGUCGUACACUGUACGCAGAAUGCUGCAUGGUGUGGCGGAAGGUCAGAGUGAAAUAAUCCGCGAGUCUGCUCUUCCGAUGGAGUCCAACAUGGACAUGACGCGGGGGGUUGAUUUCCGCAAGGGCUGCUAUGUCGGCCAAGAGCUUACGAUCCGUACUCACCACACGGGUAUUGUUCGGAAGCGUAUUGUCCCUGUGCAGCUUUACACAGGCGAGCAAGGUGCAUUGGAAUCAGCCGAGACUCCUGUGUAUGAUCCCUCCACGGAGCUCACAUUGCCGCCUAGUGGAUCGAACAUCUCGAAGGACAGUGCACGCAAGGGCCGCAGCGCAGGUAAAUUCCUUAGCGGCAUUGGAAACAUCGGUCUUGCGUUGUGCCGACUGGAGAUGAUGACGGACAUCUCGCUUACAGGCGAAAGCAGCCAGUAUAGCCCCGGCCAGGAGUUCAAGAUCUCUUGGGCUGCCGCAGAAGGGGAAUCUUCUGGUCCUCAAGAGUCAGGGGAGGUGAAGGUGAAGGCAAUUGUGCCGCCUUGGACAAGAGAAUAUAUCAACUCUGGUGGUGUGCAAAAGAAGAAUCCCGCCAGUCGCCAGGGAGCAGAUGAAUUGGAAGGCCGACGGGCCAGGGAAUUUGUAGAGCAGUUGGAAGAAGAAGAAGAAACCGCACAACGGCGGCACGAGUAG